GAAUCUACGUAUUGGGGGUGGGAGGGUGGGCGGGUGAACAGAAUUAAAUACUAGACACACUCAGCAGUUUUUGAGGACCACUUAGAAACAACAUCCCACUGCAGGAGUGCUGUCCAAAGGGUCUUGUGGAGCAACAUCUGGAAUUUGGGUUAGAAGUGAACAUUAAGGAUUACCAGCAGAAGCACUUCAGAUAGAAAUGAUAUGGAUGCUGUAACGAAGAAAAACAAAAGAGAUGGAACAGAAGUCACAGAGAGGCUUAUUACAGAAACAGUUACCACCAGACUGACAUCUCUUCCUCCAAAAGGAGGUGGGAGCAGUGGGCUCAAAACAACGGGUUACAGCGGAGGGAAUGGAGUGGAAAAGAGGACAUACAGUCAGGCUGGCAGCUAUGCCUCAGCCAGUGGAAGUACUAGAAUGAAUACCUCCUCUUCCUCCUACAAGCAAGCUACUGCUCCUUCCUCUACACUUCCCAAAUCACCUGGCUCAACCUUUGAACGAAAAACCUAUGCCACCCGCCAUGCGACAUAUGAAGGGAGCUCCAGUGCAAAUUCCUCUCCAGAGUUUCCCAGAAAAGACCUUGGUUCCUCUGCUACAAGGGGCCGAAGCCAAACUCGUGAGAGUGAAAUCCGAGUGAGGCUGCAAAGUGCUUCUCCAUCAACCAGGUGGACAGAACUGGAUGAUGUCAAGCGACUGCUUCGGGGAAGUCGAUCAGCUAGUGCCAGCCCAACCCGCUCCCCAUCAGGCACACUUCCUAUACCUAAGAAAGCUGUUGUGGAAACCAAGAUGGUUACAGAGAGCACACAAUCUGUGUCAGGGACAUACGACACCACCAUCUUGAAUGCUGCCCUGCCAUCGUACAUGUGGUCCUCCACCCUGCCUGCAGGGUCAUCUCUUGGCGGCUACCACAACAACAUGGCCCAAAGCUCUUCUCUGAUCAACACUGCAGCCCAUUCGACUGGAUCAGUGUUUGGGGUCCCAAACAACUUGGCUCCCAGCUGCCCCACUCUCAACACUGGUCUCAGCACAUCUUCCACAGUAUAUGGUGUUCAGAACAACCUGGUCCCAAAUACAGUUAAUGCUGCCAACAGUGCAACCACAGCUUCCACAUUAACAAGUGGAUAUGGAGUAAAGAAAAAUACUGUGCAGCAGAGCUCAGGAGUGACUAGUACUGGAGUGUCCACCUCAUCUACAAAUGCUGCCACCACAGUAGGCUCUCAGAAUGAUGACAUCCUGCGGAAAGACUGCAAGUUCGUGAUCCUAGAGAAAGAGAAUGUAACUCCCAAGAAAGAGAUGGAGCUGUUGGUCAUGACUAAAGAUAGUGGAAAAGUUUUUAAUGCGACCGGCACUGGGUUCAGUGGAGGUUAUUAUUCUGAAGACACUCUGAAGAAAGACAAGCAGGGCAUGUCCUCCUCUUACGGUGGAGAUUCCUACCUGAAAUCAGAAACAAAUGGAGGAUUAAAAUCUGUUUCAACAAAGGACAAAGCCACCUAUGCAGAAAUCCAGCGUGAUAAUGGCUGCGGAGGGGCAGGUGCCGCUCCUGCCUGGUGUCCUUGUGCCUCCUGUUGCAGUUGGUGGAAAUGGCUCCUCGGUUUGCUCCUGGCCUGGCUGUUUCUGCUUGGCCUGCUCUUUGGGCUUAUUGCUCUAGCGGAGGAAGUGAGGAAGCUGAGAUCCCGUGUGGAGAGUCUAGAGUCCCGCGCCAGUUAUUGGCAAGUUCCUGCUGAUGGUGACCAACAGCUGAUUGCCAAGAAAGAAGCACAGUAUGCCAGACUUGGAGCAAGAUUGAGUGACAUGAAUGAAUAUCAGCUAUGGUCAUUGAUGAAAAGUCGACUAGAUGCAGAGAUAAAUCAAGGUUAUUUCCGAGGAGAAAAAGGUGAUAUGGGACUUCAAGGACCAAAAGGAGACAGAGGGCUCCCUGGUUCACCAGGUGCACCUGGCAUGAUAGGUCAUGCUGGGCCUGAAGGACCAAAAGGGCAGAAAGGUAGCAUGGGUGAAACUGGCAUGGAGGGUCCCAUGGGACAAAGGGGCCGAGAAGGACCUCCAGGACCUCGUGGGGAGCCAGGUCCACCUGGAUUUGGAGAAAAAGGCGACAAAGGUCUGGUUGGAGAUUCAGGACCUCAGGGUCCACCUGGUGUCCCAGGCUCUAUUGGGCCUAAAGGUAUGACAGGUUCACCAGGGCCCCAUGGUCCUCCUGGUCCUCCUGGACUUCAAGGAUUUAGAGGCGAAGCAGGUCUCCCAGGUGUUAAAGGUGAAAAGGGAGCCGUGGGAACACCCGGACCAAAAGGUGAUCAAGGAGAAAAAGGUCCCCGUGGUCUUACAGGUGAACCAGGUUCCAGAGGGCUACCCGGACCUACAGGUGAACCAGGAGCUAAAGGAUCAGCAGGUCCUCCUGGACCAGAUGGACACCAAGGCCCCAGAGGAGAGCAAGGCCUUAUGGGAGCACCAGGCCCACGAGGUCCACCUGGUCCUUCUGGAGAUGCAGGGCAGCCAGGUCUCACAGGACCUCAAGGACCCCCAGGACUCACAGGUAGUCCAGGCCGACCAGGACCUAAAGGUGAACCUGGAUCACCAGGCAGAGUUACUUCUUCAGAUGGUGGAUCCACAAUUGCUCUUCCUGGACCUCCAGGCCCACCAGGGGCUGUUGGACCACCAGGCCCACCAGGUGUUCCAGGUCCUAUUGGCCCUGCUGGUCUUCCUGGAGCUCAAGGUCCUCGUGGUGAGAGGGGCAUACCAGGUGAAUCAAUUACAGUUGAAACUAGUAGAAUGGUAGAGGCUGCUCCUCUUGGAGCAAGUGUGCAAGGAUCACCAGGACCUCCUGGACCUCCAGGUCCACCAGGACUACCAGGUGUAUCCGUCGAAGGCCCUCGAGGACCCCGUGGCCCACCAGGAGAAGGUCUUCCAGGUCCUCCAGGCCCACCAGGAAGACCAGGAUCCUUUGUGCCCACAUCAGAAACUUUCUUUGCUGGCCCACCAGGUCCACCUGGUCCUCCAGGUCCAAGGGGAGAACAAGGCACACCUGGCCCACGAGGAUUCACAGGAGAAGCAGGCCAACCAGGACUUCCAGGACUUUCUGCAGGUGCUGGAGUUGCCAUUCAAGGACCACCAGGGCCACCAGGACCCAAAGGAGACAAAGGUGAUGCAGGUGUACCAGGAGCCCCUGGCAUUCCUGGAGGAGCUGGAUCAAGAACUUCCCAGGGUCCACCCGGUCCACCAGGCCCACCUGGACCACCAGGCCCAGGAAUGAGCUCCAUGCGAGAGAUUCAGCAAUACGUCUCCCAGUAUCUACAGAGUGACUCUGGACGUUAUCUCAUUGGACCUCAAGGUCCACCUGGUCCUCCAGGACCUCCAGGAAUCUCCAUUGGAGGCUCAUCUUUGGAUUAUGAUGAAUUGGCCCGCCGUGUUAUGAACUACAUGUCUACUUCAGGUUCCUCAUUUGGCAUGUCAUCCUCUUCUAUCUCUUCCUCCUCGACCACACUUUCUUAUGAAGAUCUUCUUGCCUUGCUGCAGAGAGAGGAAAUCCGGCCAUAUCUCAUUGGACCGCAAGGUCCCCCAGGUCCACCUGGCCCACCUGGAUUGGGAGGAGAUGGCUCAUUCACAUCAUUGGACUAUGAUGAAAUGACAAGACGGGUUAUCAACUAUAUGACAAGUUCUGGUAUUAGUAUUGGCCUUCCUGGCCCACCAGGUCCUCCUGGUUUGCCUGGAACAUCUUAUGGAGACAUCCUAGCUCUGCUCCGAGACUCUGAAUUUAGUGGCAUUGUGGGGCCACCUGGUCCCCCAGGCCCACCCGGGAUACCAGGCAGCGCUCUCUCCGGUCUCACCAGAGAGGACAUCUUGACAUACCUACAAAGUGUGGGAUAUUCCUCACUUUCUGGACCCCCUGGACCACCCGGGCCUCCAGGGCCACCUGGCCUUUCAGGAUCUGGCUAUGUUUCUCAAGGUGAUGGUAUCUGGACUGACGAGUUCAGGAGUGAUUUGAUCCAAUACCUUACUAGUGAGGAUGUACGUGGCUUCAUCAGAGGACCUCCUGGACCUCCAGGGCCACCUGGGAACUUUAUGGCAGAAACUUACAGAGGGUCUGCAAAUUCAGACGGAUCAUAUAGCAGGUCUGCAAGUUCUGGCAUGUCUUAUGAUGCAUCCUUAUCCAGAAGGGAAUCCUACAGCAGCUCAUUGGGAAGCAAUGGAGAACUUGAUGGAUCUCUUGGAGCAGGUGGAAGUUAUGGAGGCUCACUUGGAGCAGGUGGAAGUUAUGGUGGCUCUCUCGGAGAAGGUGGAUCUUAUGGUGGCUCACUCGGAGCAGGUGGAAGUUAUGGUGGCUCACUCGGAGAAGGUGGUUCUUAUGGUGGCUCAACCGGAGCAGGUGGAUCACAGAUAAGAUCAGCAGGUGCAGGAGGCUCCUAUACUGGAUCAUUUGCCGGAUCACUGGAUUAUAAUGAGUUGGCAACCAGAGUGUCUGAAAAUAUGCAGAGCCGAGGUCUCCUCCAGGACAUGAUGACUUAUGCCAUGCAAGGGCCACCUGGGCCUCCAGGACCACCUGGCAUCCCAGGCAUCAGCAGGGUGUUUGCAUCCUAUGGCAACAUCACUGCAGAUCUCAUGGAUUUCUUCAGAACUUAUGGAACAAUUCCUGGGCCACCUGGACCGAAAGGAGAGAUGGGAUUCCCAGGACCAAAAGGUGAUAUUGGACCAAUGGGCCCACCAGGUCGCCAAGGGCCAAGAGGACCAAAGGGUGAAAAGGGCGAAAAAGGUGAACAAGUAUAUGUUGGUCGAAGAAAAAGGAGAAGCAUAGGAGUAUAAUCUGAGAACAAAAAUUAAAGCAGAAGAUUUCUAAGUCAUUUAUAGUAAUUGUUUUGUUCCAGUCGACAUAAAAAUCCCAAAUUUCAGUGGCUUCUAAUAAGUGACCACCACCCAGAUGCCACUAACACUUGAUAUUUGGGAAAUUAAUGAUAGUCUUAAUUUGCAAGAACUUGACUGGCUUCCAGUAUUACUACAUAUUGAAAUAAUUGCUAAUUUGUUUCUUUUCACAUAUGAAUUAGAACUGAGUAUAAGCUUAGUCUAAUGUUAUAUGACACAGCUUCUGAAACGUAGCUUACUGUCUGAGAUCCACACAACUCGGCUUCUCCAGAAGAUUAGAAUGAGGAGACUUCUACAGAAACUGAAACAAAGCAGUGAGAUGAGAACCAGAGGUCAUGUAAUAGCUUACUGUAGUACACUAUGUAUUUAAAAUUAUUAGCAUAUUUUGCUUUUUCUGACCUUCUUAAAGCCAAAUCAGAUGAAGCAAAGUAUGCUAAUAUGCAAAUAUAUGCCAGAGGGAUGUAUAGCAAUCCCUCUGUUGUUUCUUUUUUUAAAAAAAUCUUUAAACUCCUCUUAUUAGUUGCAUUGCAAAAUUGUGAAGGACUUGGAGGCUAUUAGUAUUUAAAGCACUUUUGUUAGAACUGAUUUUUUAAAAGAUGUUUUCUUUGUUUUUUAUGAUUUUAAAAGUGCCAAUUUAAUAUAAAUCUUCCAAAUUAGAGCUUGUUUACACUUUGGUCUCAUUGAAUGGAAACCAGAUAUUAAAGUAUUAUAUAAUGGUAUGUUUAGAGAUACAGUGGCAUAUUCCUAUGUUAAGUUCAGUGACUGCAUUUCUAAAAGCAAGGAGUUUAAAUUUGCACCCAUUCCUCCCUCUCCUGCCUCUGUAGAAAGGGCCUUCCAUGUUGAAUAAGUAUAUACAAGUAUAAUCACCAAUAACUUUAACUAAGAAGUACUGUAUAUUACUAAAGGGACUUUGUAGAUAAAGCUGUCUUCAUUAUGCAUGGUAUGAAUCCUCCAAAAGAGUGAAUAUUCUUCAUGCCAGCACCUUUAAAAUAUUUUGGUAUGAUCAGUCACUUAAAAGACUUGGAUUUGAUUAUAUGGCAAUCUCUUGCUGAGUUAUAAACACAGUAAAUAUAGUGCACCACUACAUAGAUGCUUAGACUCAAAACAAUUUAAGUAUAAUCUGUGGAACACAAUCUUAGGUGCUGUGUAACCUGAUAUACAUCUCAAAAUGUUAUGAAACUAACAUAUUUAAGAUGAUUUUCACAUUUGAAAUAAGGCCUCACUCUGUAACGGUGAAGAAUUUAAUAAUAACAAUGAACGUGCUAUGCAUCAUUGCAGAGAGAUCACUACCAAGAGGUGGGAGGAUACAUUUUGGACCUGAUAGCAAACUGGCUACUGCUAGAGGAAAUCAAUUAACUACCUUUAUCUAAUACAGAUUAGAUAUUGGAAGUGCUAGACUGAGGCCACAAUACAGAAAACAACUAACACCACACAUUCACUGAGGCUUUCAAUGUCAUUCCUUUAACAACCAUGGCCUACACAUACGUUUGCUUCUUGGGGUAUGCAAGUUUGAAAAGCAGUUUAUGAUAUGGCAUUAUCGGAACUGGGGCAGCCUGCUGGUGUAAUUAAAAAAGCUAAAUAAUCCAGUACUGCAUUCAAACCUUUGAAUGCAUACAAAAGUAUAUUUUUGAGCCUACAAACAGUGUCAAGAGCUAUGGAAAUAGGAUUCUAGCAUAGAUAAAAUAAAAGCACAGGCAAGAUAAGAUGAAUAUUCUAUAAUUAAAAUAUGGGUUUUCUGAUACUGGAAUGAACAUCCUAUUGAGCAGGAUAUGGUCUUUCAACAUGUAAAGUGGCUGUAUUUGUUAAUGAGACAUUUGCUUUUUAAAAAAUAAAGAUGCUUUUAAAGCUU
Molecule: messenger RNA, 6694 nt
Organism: Anolis carolinensis (green anole)
Lineage: Eukaryota; Metazoa; Chordata; Lepidosauria; Squamata; Anolidae
Gene: col17a1
Product: collagen type XVII alpha 1 chain
Exons: 57
Coding region: 202-4788 (1528 amino acids)
Biological process (GO): extracellular matrix organization
Molecular function (GO): extracellular matrix structural constituent conferring tensile strength
Source: RefSeq, a predicted model, not a curated record